AUGAAGAGGACUGCGAUUUCUGCGGCUGCGACGCUGAGGGCCAGCACUGCGGUGAGCGGCUCGGCCUCCGCCACCCUUACCCGCAUGGCUCCCGUCCUGAGCUCCGGGUCGAGCAAGCGCGAGGUGCACGAGAUUAAUGUUCCCGAUUGGGGCCACUACAAGCGCGAGGCGCAGGAGGGAGGCGAGAGUGGAGGCCGAGCCUUCAGCUACAUGGUGCUCGGUACCGCUGGUGUGGGCUAUGCCGCCGCGGCCAAGCACACCGUCAUCAAGUUCCUCGAUUCGAUGAAUCCCGCCGCCAAUGUGCGCGCCAUGGCCAACGUCGAGGUUGAUGUCUCCAACAUCGCCGAGGGCACCAUCAUGACGGUAAAGUGGAGGGGCAAGCCCCUCUUCAUCCGUCACCGCACGGCCGAGGAAAUCGCCGAUGCCGAGUCGGCGCCCCUCACCGACAUGCGCGAUCCCUGCCCCGAUGCCGCCCGCAGGAAGGCCGACAAGCCUGAGUGGCUCAUCGUGCUCGGCGUGUGCACCCACCUCGGCUGCGUGCCCCUCGGUGGCCAGGGCGAGUAUGGUGGUUGGUUCUGCCCUUGCCACGGUUCUCACUACGAUACUGCUGGCCGCAUCCGUAAGGGUCCCGCCCCUCUGAACUUGGAGGUGCCGCCCUACGUGUUCAAGGAUGACUCCAAGGUGCUCGUCGGCGUGGACUCUGUGUAA
Acanthamoeba castellanii str. Neff is the source of this 708-nucleotide messenger RNA. RefSeq names its product ubiquinol cytochrome reductase transmembrane region, putative. Gene Ontology annotation, biological process: mitochondrial electron transport, ubiquinol to cytochrome c. Gene Ontology annotation, cellular component: membrane. The record is from RefSeq and is a predicted model, not a curated record. Lineage: Eukaryota; Discosea; Longamoebia; Acanthamoebidae. The transcript has 2 exons. Gene Ontology annotation, molecular function: quinol-cytochrome-c reductase activity; 2 iron, 2 sulfur cluster binding. The coding region runs from base 1 to 708 and encodes 235 amino acids.